This is a messenger RNA of Plasmodium berghei ANKA, 1557 nucleotides long. RefSeq names its product dolichyl-diphosphooligosaccharide--protein glycosyltransferase subunit WBP1, putative. Bases 1 to 1557 code for a protein of 518 amino acids. The record is from RefSeq and is a predicted model, not a curated record. The transcript has a single exon. Gene Ontology annotation, cellular component: oligosaccharyltransferase complex; endoplasmic reticulum membrane. Lineage: Eukaryota; Apicomplexa; Aconoidasida; Haemosporida; Plasmodiidae.
AUGAUGAAGAAAGUAUUAAGAAAUGCAUUUUAUUUUUUAGUUGUUUGCUUUUUUAUAAAUAUAAAAUUAUAUUCUUUUGAAAAAAUUAAAUUAAAGACAAAUGAUAUAACAAAUGAGUUACAAUAUGUACCAAUUAAAAAUAAGAUAGAAAAAUUUUAUGAUAAAAAAUUAGUAUUCAUAACGAAUAUAAAAAAUUAUGAGCAAGUUUACAAUAAUUUUUUAAGAAUAUUUAAGGGAGAAAAUAAUAAUAAUAAUUUUAUUAAAAAGGUAGUAUACAUUGAUGAUAAAAAUAAAAAUGAAAAAGAAUCUGAGAUUUAUAAAAAAGAUAAAAAUAAUGAGAAUAAUUUAUCAAAUUACAACAAAUCUGAUAACAAAACCAAUUAUAAAAAUUUGUUGAAUCUAUUUGAUUAUUCUUUAUAUGAUGGAUUAGUGAUAAUAUUAGAUGUUUUAAACGAUCAUUUUGUUCAAAAUGUAGAUAUAAAUUAUAUAAAAUUGUUUAUAGAAAAAAAAAAAGAUAUAUUUUUAAGUCUAAACACUGUUAUAGGAAAAAAAGCAAUAAAUUUUUUAAGGAAAUUAAACAUAAAAGUGUAUGGUAAUUAUUCAUAUAUUAAUGAUUAUUUUAAUAAUAUAUUAUUAAAAAAUAAAAUAAAGAAAUUCAAAACAGAUAUGCAUAAGGACAAACAAUUACACACAUUUUAUACUAACAAAUUAAUAAAAAAUACCCCAAUAAUAAAAAAUGAUGAAAUAAAUAAUAUAUUAUUUAAAGGAACUGGCCAUAUAAUAUUGUUAGAAAAUAAAUAUUACCUAAAUAUAUUAGGAUGUACUAAAACAUGUUUAUUGUAUGAUCAAAGUCAUAAUAUUUUAAAAAAAAAAAAACAAGGAGAAGAAUUAUCAUUAAUAUCAUCAAUUCAAUUAGAAAAUAAUUCGAGAUUAAUCUUUUCGUCUUCUUCAGAAAUUUUCUCAGAUAUAUUUUUUAUUUUAAAUAAACAAAAUGAGACAUUUACCAAAAAUUUGGUUAUGUGGAAUUUUAAAAUGAGUGGCAUAAUUCGAUACAAUAAUUUUAAGAUUUUUCAUGAUAAAUAUUAUGAAAAUAAUACUGAUAAAUUAAAAAAAAAACACACAUUUUUUAUAAAUGAUUAUUUUCAUAUGAGUAUUGAUUUUUAUGAGCUAAUAAACAACUAUUGGGUACCAUUUAAAAAAAACGACAUCCAAUUUAAUUUGAUUAAAAUUGAUAUUAUAUAUAGGAAUUUUUUAGAUAAGUAUAGUUGUGAUGAUAAUCCAACUUAUUAUAAAAAAUUUAAAUUACCAAACAAGCAUGGAAUAUAUAAAUUACAAAUAUAUUAUUUAAGAAAGGGUUACAACAUUUUAGAUUUGGAAUAUUUUAUACCAGUUCGAACAUUAUUACACUACGAUAAAAACAAAAAAGUUAACUUUAAAAAUUAUCCGUUUUAUUUAUAUAUAUAUAUAUCUUUAUUUUGUUUUUUUUUAUUUGUGUUAAUCAUGUUAUUUGACAAUUCAGAAUGCGAAGAAAUAACAAACGAUAAAAAAAAUAAAUAA